Messenger RNA from Helicoverpa zea (corn earworm), 869 nucleotides. RefSeq names its product trypsin, alkaline A-like. The transcript is spliced from 4 exons. The record is from RefSeq and is a predicted model, not a curated record. The annotation marks the transcript as partial. Gene Ontology annotation, molecular function: serine-type endopeptidase activity. Gene Ontology annotation, biological process: proteolysis. Lineage: Eukaryota; Metazoa; Arthropoda; Insecta; Lepidoptera; Noctuidae.
UUUGUUUCAGUGCACACCCAAUUCUACAACUUCAACAUCCUAACUAGAGUCAUCCAGGGUGUACCGACUCAGAUAGAACGGUACCCCAUCCUUGCACAGCUGUUGCUUGAUGCAUGGGGCACUCAGGAGUUCGUGCAGCACUGCGCAGGAGUCAUUCUGACGUCACGCCAUGUGCUGUCAGCCGCGCACUGCUUCCAAAAUAACGAUCAUACUGGCAGAAAUUACACACACCCAAAAUACUGGAAGCUUCGUGUUGGCUCAUCAUACCGUUCUGGGGGUGGGGUACUCCAUAAUUUGAAGACCAUCAUACCCCAUCGUGGUUUCGACAAAUACUUCUAUACAAACGACAUAGCGAUCGUAGUGGUAUCCAAGCCUUUUGCAUUCAAUACAAAUGUUAAACAAGGCACGAUUAUCAAGCAAGGAGUCGAGAUUAAACCUGAUUCUCUUUGCACUUUGGUCGGAUGGGGGGUUUUAGAGGCACCUAAAUUACCACCGGCCGAAUGCAGCAAACAACUUAAAACUGCCAGUGAAAUGUCCGAAUGCCAGCCUGAUGGCCCACAGCCAGAUCAAUUACAACACACAAAUCUCUUCACAAUAGACCAGCACAUUUGUGCGAUGCGGUACAAUACAAUAGGCGCAGUCAUUCAAGACUCCAUGAUGUGCGCUGGACGAGUGGACACUGGAGGCCCUGAUGGCUGUUUCGGAGACUCCGGGGGCCCUUUACUAUACAAAGGCCUAGUCGCAGGCAUAGUGUCUUUCGGCUAUUCCUGUGGACACCGCUACUUUCCCGGUGUUUAUACGAAAGUCUCACAUUACACCAACUGGGUUUUAAAAACUGUUAGUAGUAAUAAAUAAUUAAGUUAUUUUUA